AUGUUCAACACCAGUCAGUGCAUCCCAAAAUAUUUUCUGCUGACUGGUCUUCCUGGUCUGGAGGCCCUGUAUCCUUGGUUUAUCUUCCCAUUCUGCUCCACAUAUCUUGUGGCUCUUGUGGGCAAUAGCCUGAUCCUGGCAGUGAUCAAAAAAAACAGCUCUCUUCACCAGCCGAUGCACCUGUUCCUGGCUAUGCUGGCCUUCGCAGAGCUUGGUGUCUCUGUUUCCACACUGCCCACGGUGCUGGGCAUCUUCCUUUUUGGAGCCAAUGAGAUCUGUUUUGAAGCCUGCCUUUUGCAGAUGUUCUCCAUACAUUCAUUUUCCAUCUUGGAGUCAGGAGUUCUGCUGGCCAUGUCUGUGGACCGCUUUGUGGCCAUCUGCAGCCCCCUGCGUUACACGGCCAUCCUGACUCUGCCCCGAAUUGCUGGCGCUGGUGCUGCGCUUGGACUGAAGAGUGUGAUGCUCAUGUUUCCGCUGCCCUUUCUCCUGAAGCGUCUGCCCUUCUGUGGCCACAGUGUCCUCUCCCACUCCUAUUGUCUCCACUCAGAUCUGAUCCAGCUGCCCUGUGGGGACACUCGGCCCAACAGUAUUCUGGGGCUCUGCAUCGUUACUUGCACUUUUGGGCUGGACUCGCUGCUCAUCGUCAUCUCUUAUGUGCUGAUCCUCUACACAGUGCUGGGCAUUACCUCUGGGGAGGGACGGCGGAAGGCCCUCAGCACCUGUGUGUCGCAUAUCUGUGCAGUCCUCGUGUACUAUGUGCCCAUGAUCAGCGUGGCCCUGGUCCACCGCUUCAUGAAGCACGCUGCGCCUGCCGUCCGCCUCCUCCUGGCUAACGUCUACCUCCUGGUGCCUCCUGUGCUCAAUCCCAUCAUCUACAGUGUUAAAACCAAGCAGAUACGCCAGGCACUAAUUCAACUCUUUCUUCAAAGAAAACAGUAA
This is a messenger RNA of Manis pentadactyla (Chinese pangolin), 939 nucleotides long. Its product is annotated as olfactory receptor 51I2-like. Gene Ontology annotation, molecular function: olfactory receptor activity; G protein-coupled receptor activity. Gene Ontology annotation, cellular component: membrane. The transcript has a single exon. NCBI's taxonomy places the organism in Eukaryota, Metazoa, Chordata, Mammalia, Pholidota, Manidae. The coding region runs from base 1 to 939 and encodes 312 amino acids. The record is from RefSeq and is a predicted model, not a curated record. Gene Ontology annotation, biological process: G protein-coupled receptor signaling pathway.